AUGAAAUAUAUUAAUCUAGUACAUUUUGCUUGCUUCUUUUUAAUCUGCUAUGGUGAAAAGGACCGAUUUGAUAAUUAUCGUGUGUACAACAUCGAAGUAAAUGACGAUGCUGGCUUAGGAGAGUUUCAAAAGCUGGAAGAAUCUUCAAGCAGAAUUGUCUUUCUCAAUGAACCGAACAUUCAUCAACCGUUCCAAAUUCUGGUUCCACCCGAUCAACUCGCGAACAUUACAGAGCUAUUUAAAAGAUCGGCAGUAAAAACUGAAGUUCAACACGAAAACUUUCAAAAACUUAUUGACGAGGAACAACCACACGAUACGGCAUAUGGAGGACAUUUUGGAUGGGAUCGCUACCAUGACCUAGAUGUAAUUUAUGCUUGGCUUGAUGAGAUGCUCCAAAAAUAUUCUAGCGUUCUCAAAAAUCAUAACUAUGGAAAAUCGGUCGAAGGGCGCGCUCUUCGUGCGGUCAAACUUUCGAAAAAAGAGGGAAAUCCAACAAUUUUCAUUGAGUCCACCAUUCAUGCAAGGGAAUGGGUUACAGUUGCAACAGCCACGUAUUUCUUGAAUGAAUUGCUUACAUCUGAUGAUGGCGAAAUCCGAAAAUUGGCCAAUAACUACGAUUGGGUAUUCGUUCCAGUUGUGAAUGUCGAUGGAUUUGCUUACUCCCAUUCAAACAAUCGAAUGUGGAGAAAAACACGAAAACCACACUCAAUAAUUAAAUUCUGCGUUGGAUCGGAUCCAAACCGAAACUUUGACUUCCACCAUGGAGAUGUUGGCGCUUCAACGAAUCCUUGCGCAGAAACAUAUGCUGGUCCAUCGCCGUUCUCGGAACCAGAAACACUUGCUUUGUCUGAGUUUAUUGAAACUUUUGACAAUAUCAAGCUAUAUAUUUCAUUUCAUUCGUAUAGUCAACUUCUUCUUUUCCCAUACGGCCACUCGAAGGAGCACACACCUAAUCAUAAGGAUUUGAAUCAAAUCGGACAGAAAACAAAACAAGCUAUCGCCAAAAGAUACGGAACACAAUACAAGGUUGGAAAUAUUGCCGAAGCAAUUUAUCUUGCUUCCGGAAGUACCAUUGAUUGGGUGUAUGCCACUCGAAAUGUUUCCCUCACAUACACAUUUGAGUUCCGCGACAAAGGCCGCUAUGGAUUCCUUCUUCCAGCAGACCAAAUCAUUCCCAACUCAUUAGAAGUCAUCGAUGGUCUCAAAGCUAUGGUUGAAGAGGCAGAGGCACUUCAGUAUUUGUAGGAGAAAAAAAACUCUCAACCACACGUGGCAGUUAAAACAGACAGAUAUCAAUUGGAAAGUAGUGUAAAAUGUUAUGAUCUAUAAAAUAA
Messenger RNA from Sitodiplosis mosellana (orange wheat blossom midge), 1334 nucleotides. Its product is annotated as zinc carboxypeptidase-like. The coding region runs from base 1 to 1245 and encodes 414 amino acids. The record is from RefSeq and is a predicted model, not a curated record. Gene Ontology annotation, molecular function: zinc ion binding; metallocarboxypeptidase activity. The transcript is spliced from 10 exons. Lineage: Eukaryota; Metazoa; Arthropoda; Insecta; Diptera; Cecidomyiidae. Gene Ontology annotation, biological process: proteolysis.